This is a messenger RNA of Xenopus laevis (African clawed frog), 2015 nucleotides long. It is a transcript of the gene tdh.S, whose product is annotated as L-threonine dehydrogenase (pseudogene) S homeolog. Gene Ontology annotation, biological process: L-threonine catabolic process. Lineage: Eukaryota; Metazoa; Chordata; Amphibia; Anura; Pipidae. The transcript is spliced from 9 exons. Bases 163 to 1284 code for a protein of 373 amino acids. Gene Ontology annotation, molecular function: L-threonine 3-dehydrogenase activity. The record is from RefSeq and is a predicted model, not a curated record.
ACUCCCAUGCGGCUCGUGCUGUGUGAUUGGCGUAUUCUGGAGGCUGUGCCCUAUAAAAGGCUGAGCGCACGUUGGGUUUGCAGAUCCACAGAAACGUGAGGAGCAAGGCACCGGCAAGCAGAGGGGAACCUUUAUUUUUAUCCUAAGAGUUCCAGCCUGAAGAUGCCUGUAGUGCGGACAUUAACGAGAGUGGCCAAUCAGAUAACUCGUAGUCCUGUAUGUGGCUGUCAGAUCUCCGUUAUGCCUAUCAGGUGCAUCGGCUUUUCUCCCCGCCAAGUGCCAUCGGACGCCAGUUUCCACUCCGUGUCCUUCUCUGAGACAGACCACCCUCGCGUGCUGAUCACAGGAGGACUGGGCCAGCUGGGCGUGGGACUUGCCAAACUGCUGAGAAAACGCUAUGGAAAGAACAACGUGAUUCUGUCUGACAUACGUAAACCUCCAGACAGCGUCUUUUACAGCGGGCCAUUUAUCUACUCUGAUAUACUGGACUACAAGAAUCUACGUGAGAUCGUUGUGAACAAUCGGAUUACGUGGCUCAUUCACUACAGUGCUUUGCUCAGCGCAGUCGGAGAGGCAAACGUUCCUUUGGCCAGAGCGGUCAAUAUCACCGGGCUACACAAUAUCCUGGAUAUUGCCGCUGAACACGGGCUGCGUCUGUUUGUGCCCAGUACAAUCGGGGCCUUCGGUCCUACCUCGCCCAGAAACCCAACUCCAGAUCUGUGUGUGCAGAGACCAAGGACAAUCUAUGGUGUUUCCAAAGUCCAUGCAGAGCUUAUGGGAGAGUAUUACCACUACAGAUACGGCCUGGACUUCCGAUGCCUCCGUUAUCCUGGAAUCAUUUCUGCUGAUUCCCAACCUGGGGGAGGAACUACAGACUAUGCCGUCCAGAUUUUCCACGAUGCUAUCAAGACUGGAAGGUUCACAUGCAACCUGAAACCAGACACUCGUUUGCCCAUGAUGUAUAUUGAUGAUUGUCUUAAGGCUACCCUAGAAGUAAUGGAGGCACCUGCCUCUUCACUUACUAUGAGGACUUACAACAUCAAUGCCAUGAGUUUCACACCUGAAGAGCUAGCAGAAGAAGUUCAGAAGCACAUGCCAGAGCUUGAAGUGAAUUAUGAUGUGGAUGCCGUCCGGCAAGCCAUUGCUGACAGUUGGCCGAUGAAUUUUGAUGACAGCAAUGCUCGCAAGGACUGGGGGUGGAAGCACGAUUUCGAUAUGGCCGAGCUGGUAACUACCAUGCUCAAUUACUUGAACUCUGGGAGACUGGCAUUCCAGGCAAACUGAGCCUGAUGUCCAACAAAAUCCAGUCGGUGGGCAAGAGCUUUCUGGGACAACUGCACGUGCCAAUGUACAAUCUAUGGAACUAAAACCAUACUGUAACCUGAAGGAAACCAUAGAUCAUAUUCUACACUACUUGAAAGUUUUUCUUUAAUGUAAAGGGAGAGAAUAUGGAGGUGAUCAUGGUCUUAUUGAUUUGCAUUGUCUUAAUUUAAAAUUCUGAAAUUAUUUUAGACAUACAUGUAUAUACAUUUCUAUCGUUUUUUUUCCCCACUGUCCAAUCAGUUUGUGGCAGCGCUCGGGAUAAGAAUUUACUGUAUAUAUCUAUGUUGCCUGGAGUUUGGCAUGUAAAUAUCGCAUGGGGUUUUUGCAAACAGAACAGGAAUUAUUCUAGGACAAAUGUAUAUAAAUGUGAUGUUUAUUGGGGAACUUAACAAUGCCUAAUGUUCUAACUGGUACGUGGUGAGGGUGUGGACUAGAACCCACCUGUAGCCAAUCAGAUCAAUUCAUAAAUCCACAGACCUUAUUGCAAUGGAGCAAAAACACAGAUUUUAUAUAAAAUGAUAUUCCCAAGAGGUGGGUUAUGGCUGACUUGUCCUUUCAAGAGUCCUAUGUAUAUAUAUAUCUAAAUAUUAUACGGGUAUGGGAUCUGUUAUCCAGAAAGCGGAAAGGCCAUCUCCCAUAAACUCCAUUAAAAACAAAUAAUCUUUUUAGAUUUUUCUUUACAGUAGCUUGUA